Messenger RNA from Filobasidium floriforme, 571 nucleotides. RefSeq names its product trimeric LpxA-like protein. Lineage: Eukaryota; Fungi; Basidiomycota; Tremellomycetes; Filobasidiales; Filobasidiaceae. The record is from RefSeq and is a predicted model, not a curated record. The coding region runs from base 1 to 540 and encodes 179 amino acids. The transcript has 3 exons. Gene Ontology annotation, cellular component: cytosol.
AUGGAUCACACGCCCGGCAAAUUUUGCUACAAGGGUAUAGGCCCCUUCCGCCGGGAACGCGCCAUCCUGCUCCAAGCGAUACACGAUGAAAGGGAUCCCGCUCGCGCUCAUGAGCUGAAGGCCGAGUUCUUCUCUCUAAAAGACAAAUCGAAUUAUCAAAUCCGUCUGCCUCUCCACUGCAAUUAUGGCUACAACAUACAUGUUGGAGCUGGCGCUUCGAUCAGUCCCAAGGCAACAAUUCUUGAUGAUGCAAAGGUCAGCAUUGGUCGUGACACAUUGCUAGCUCCUGAUGUCAAGAUAUACACCACAACACACGCUUUACACCCUGAUGAGAGGUUACAUGACACCAAGGCCUGCAUGGAAUAUCGAUGGCCCGUUACCAUUGGGGACAAUUGCUGGAUUGGAGGUGGUGCUACCAUCUGCCCAGGUGUCACCAUUGGCAAUGGAGUCACGGUGGCUGCAGGAGCCGUAGUGACCAAAGAUGUCGAACAUCGAUGCCUGGUUGCAGGAAUGCCGGCCAGGGUGAUCAGAAGAUGGUAGCAGAGGCUGAGCCAGGCUGUUGUACUGAGCA